Acanthopagrus latus (yellowfin seabream) is the source of this 5293-nucleotide messenger RNA. RefSeq names its product negative regulator of reactive oxygen species (gene nrros). The transcript is spliced from 3 exons. The record is from RefSeq and is a predicted model, not a curated record. NCBI's taxonomy places the organism in Eukaryota, Metazoa, Chordata, Actinopteri, Spariformes, Sparidae. Gene Ontology annotation, molecular function: protein binding. Bases 1096 to 3150 code for a protein of 684 amino acids.
CAAUUGCUCACUUGUUUAAAUUGUAUCAUAAUUCUGAUGAAUGGAACCAGAUGCUGUUAAUUUGUGCAAUCCCUUUGCAACACGCCAUGCGGUGUGGUUUAUGUUGGGUCAUUUUUACACGCCUGUGUUUUCUCACAGACCGGCCGCUUCAUGCUCAGAAACACCCAGAGAAGAGAAAACGGACACCUUUUUUCUAACUUUUUUUUCCUUUGCGGCGACCUGUGACACAGGACACGCGUGUGACGGCCUCUCACCCUGAGCAACUCUCGGACGUGAGACGUGAUAUAGUUUAAGGACGGAGUGGUGUUGUUGGCAGGGUUGUCCACAACAACGUAGUGAGGAUAUUUAUUUGAACAGCAGUGAAGUGAUAAGAACUGAGUGAUAAAAAAAAGAGAGAAAAUUGUUCAUGUGACAGAAAAAAUAUAAAAUAUAAAAUGCACAUUUUCAUUUUUAAUUGGCCACUAAAAUGAAAAUUUCAUUGAAAAAAUUCAAAAUAAGUCUAAGCCGGUAUGCCUCACACUAGUUUUCGGUGAAAUAUGGUUGAAAUUUUACCAAAGUGUCCAGCAGCUGUUCAGGAUAAAACACGACGUCAUGCAAAAGUUUAAAACAAUCCUAUAUUAUUUAUCUCCAGCUUUCCUCUGCUGUCUUUUAUUGUGUAGCAUCAACCACAUACGACAGAAAAACAAAGACGACAUAACAUAACAUAACAUAACAUAACAUGACACAGAAAACGUCAUUCCUCCAUCAUAAAGGCAAACGAACCAGACACACCUCUCUCAUGUUAAGUCAUAUCCAUAACUACCAUGUAAGGUCAGGAUACGACAGGUGGAAAAAAUUAGAAGUACGUCGAAACGUCGGGAGGAAAAUCUAAAAGCUUUUGUCACGAGUACAUGAUCAACGCCCCCAUCUGCUCGUCCACUUCUCUGACCUCCACACGGCUUCAGCACUCUUGUUUCAAGCUGCAGUCUUGUUCUCUUGGUGUGAUGAACCGUUCAUGGUGGAAAAACUGGAUUUACUCAACAUUUCACACACUUGGUACAUAUUUGCAAUUUAGGACACGGUGGAGACGCAAAAAGUGGCAGUGAGGAUGUUAAGAUGCCAGGCCACGGCCUCACUCCCAUCCUGCUCUGCUUGUUACCCAUGUGGAGAAUACUGAUGCCGGUCUUCAGUCAUCCACAGCACAGCAGAUGCAUUCAGAAACAAAGAACAGCCAUCUGCAACAAUUGCGAGCUCACCUUUGUGCCUGCAGGACUGCCAGACCACAUCGAGGAGCUUCAGCUGAACCACAAUCACAUUCAAACACUACAGGACAACACUCUCCAUUACCCCUCACUGAAGACCCUGAGCUUAGCUUGCAAUCGUUUGGAAAAAAUUGAAUCGAACACUUUUCAAGACUUAAAAUUGUUAGAAAGCCUCAAUUUAGCAAAAAACAAACUUGACGCUUACUACCAAGAUACCAGUCAGGCAUUAAAGACUCUACCCAGGCUCAGAGUUCUGGAUCUCUCUGAGAAUUAUCUUGAUGAGGAGAUGGCCGCCUCUCUUCUCCAAAAUCUGACAUCCCUGGAGUAUCUCAAUCUUUCCGGAAACCUCCUGCUGAGGCUGGACGAGACCUCGUUCGCAGAUCUUUGGCAACUCAAGGAACUCGACCUGCAGAGAAACGUCAUGUUCGAGCUCGACGGCGCCUUCAACAGCAAUCACAUGCUCCAGCGGCUCAACUUGGCCUUCAACUACCUGCCUUGCCUGACGGACUUCCAUAUGACCCAGCUGGUGGUCCUCAACGCCAGCCACAACUUAAUCGAGUGGUUCAUCUCUAGACAAGACCUUAACGACACGUUCCAGCUGGAGACGCUCGAUCUGACAAACAACAGACUGCUCUUCUUCCCUUUCCUGCCCAGCCACAGCCACUUGCGGCACCUUUACCUAUCCCACAACAGUGUUAAGUUCUAUGAACACUUGGUCGGCAACGACACAGUCCUGAAUUCGGCUACAACAGUCGAAUUCUACAAUGUGAGGAAGCGCAUGAACAACGUGACGGCGGAGCUGUGGGACGACAGCCUUCACGGUGACAUCUCCUCCCUGGAGAUUUUGGAUCUGAGAGCGAACCAGGUGGCGUAUUUCCCCCAAGGGUUCAUCCAGAGAAUGCCUGCCCUGUCCAGACUUCAGAUGUGCACAAACUGUCUGGAAACCUUAAAUCUGACAUCAGAACAGCUCUCUAGCAGCUUGUACGAGUUGGACGUGAGCAACAACAGGCUGAACCAGAUUGUAGCGGAUGAAGGUACGAUGAUGGCUUUUGGCAAUCUGACGUACAUCAACCUGAGCCUGAAUGCUCUUGAGUCGUUACCCUCAGGGUUAUUUUCCUCUCUGCCGAGCCUCAGGUCAGUGGAUCUCAGCUAUAACAACAUUGACAUUUGCCUCCCUGAGGAAGCUGAGACCAGCACAGAGACAAUGUCAUCUUGUGUGGAUUGGAAAAACAUUGUAUCCCUAAAGCAGCUUCACCUCAAGGGAUGCAACCUACACAGAAUCCCAUCGUCUGCAUUCGCUGGGUUGUCUCUAACGCACUUGGAACUGUCCGACAACCCUGGACUCAUCGUCCAAGGAGCAAUUCAGAGUCUUAGCAGGACGUUGCAACAUCUAGGUUUAGGAAACACUCACAUCCAAGACUUUGACUUCUCUCAUUUCCGAAGUUUAACAUCUCUAAACAUUUCAAGGAACUCUCUUGCCCAUCUGCCCCCUUCCCUUCUCAAUCUUGACCUGACAGUGCUCGAUUUGAGGGACAAUAAACUGUCCACUAUUGCCUCGGGUGAAGCUCAGGCAUUAGCCCCAAAACUACGCACAGUCUUCCUGGCAGGAAAUCCGUUCAACUGCUGCCAAACAGAGUGGUUCACAACAUUUGAAACAACAAAGACAAUCCAUAUGGUCGGACUGUCAGACAUCGAAUGUGAGGAUUCCCUACAAACGAGGCACAGAUUGGAACGCCCCGCAUAUUUGUGUGCGGUGGAGGGUGGGGAAUCUAUACUCUGGUACAUUCUGCUCAUUCUACCUAUGUGCCUGUUUUUUGUGGGCAUUUCGAUUAUUGUUCCCCUCACCUUCAAGCCCCAAUUGCUACAAAAGUCAAUCAAAAAGAAGUGUUUGAAGCCUACAUCUUACUGAUACUUUAUACACCCUGGACAAAACCAUUUUUUGUACGGUGAGCUACUGUAAAAUGUUACUAAAUGGAUGGAAAUAAAUUCAGUUAACUGUAAAAGAAAAAUGACAGUAUGUUUGGACAAACCCUGUGUUUGAGGGGAAAAAAAACCCAGCUCAUAAUAUUUCACAUCGCUGGGCUUAUGAAUUACAGUUCAAAACCAGACCCUAAUCCCUGAUGUACCGUGAUGUAAAACUGUGGCUACAUUCUUGUGGCAUUGGUGUAUAUGUGUGUGUGUGUGUGUGUGUGUGUGUGUGUGUGUGUGUGAACAUAUGCAGAAGUAGUGUGAUGCAAGCUGUUGCUAUAAGCAGCAGAGGAAACAUGAAAUUUCCUGUUUUGCUGAGAUGUGCAGCAACUGCCCAGUUCCGUAUCUCAAAGAGGAGGGGUUUGAGGUUUCCUUCCCAUCAGUGAGACACAGAUGCGACAUUCACACGAAAUUCCAGUGCACCUCAUGAGCGCUCGGUUUGGACACAUAUACGAAUACUCCAUCAUCUGUUCCGCUGUGCCAUGCAGAGGCAGGUCGCUGAACUCUAGUAAACUUGCACAGGUGUCAUCGUAACCACUGCAUGACGGAAUUAGGGACUCCAUUCACACUGUACAGGACAGAAGGGCUGUAACAAGGCGCUUCUCUACCUUUGGGCGCACAUGCGUCGUCGCUCAGGAGUGAAAAGGUUGGCAGAUCAGUACGUAGCUGUGCAGCCUGCCGGAGUCCUAACCAGAGAGUAACCAAAAUACCGCUGUGGUGAUGCUCAGGGUCAUGGUGGUUGGAACAUAAAAAGAGAAACCGGAGCGAAGUCUUGUGAACGCCUCCAAACACAGUCAUUUUUUUUUUCAUAUCUUUUACAACAUAAAGUCACCAGUCAGUCGGUUUUUAAUUGCUCCAGUUUCUUGAGUUCUAUGCACACAAACGGGUAAACAAUAAGUAAGGUAAAGGAAGGCAACUCAGAGCAGUUACCGGAGACAGAGAAACAAGCUUGAGACUUGAAGGUCUCUGAUAUGAACGUCUUUAACCACCAUUGGGUUAUCAAUGAUUAAUAUGAAGAGUGACUCACCCGGCUCUUCUAAAUAUAUUUUGAUAGGCAACUAGAAACCAGUGUAACUGCGGGCAAAACUACUGGCAAUUAUUGUUUUUAGGGGGGGCUGCAAUAUAUCAAGUUUUCACUUCCUGUCAAGAAAUGAACGGCAAGCGGAGCGAAACGAGAGAUAUCUGGGUAACUCAACGGGAGCGAGGCCUGAAACCCGCGGUGGUUAACGCUGCUGCUGUUCUGAUAAAAAUGGCCCAAGAGUGUGUCAGUAAUCGCAUUGAGAAAGAAUUGGGAAAGACUCGCAGCCACGAAAUCAUCUGUUUGCGGAACACACUUUGUCACCCAUCACAGAUUGUUGACCAAGAGGAAUUCAACUUGGUUACUCAGCGAUCAGGUCAGAAGUCAGAAGACAACUAUAGCCUGUAUGAAGUGGGUGAGAGGGCACGCGCGCAUCUUGGCAGCCAAACAUUAACAACUUCUUUGCUAAGCUCGAGAUAGUGGAUAGAUGCACUUGAUGUAACUGCACACGCUACAUGUUUAGUGGUGUUGAGGGUUACAAGAGUAUGAAUAAGUCAGUCAAGUUUGCAGGGCGCACAUUACGCGCAACAGCGCUUUGCACAACAGCCCAGCUGUGGUCAUUGAGUCCACGCUUGAGGUGAGUUACCGAAUACGCAUCACAGUUUGCAAGCUGUGUGUUGGUGUUGUUCUUCUUUCAAGAAGUGGUCACAGUUUCUCACAGAUAGAUGCAAAUGAGAACAGAGACAUGAAAUUUGACUUGACCUCAAAUGGGAUUCGCUUGAGUUGCAAUCAGCAGGUGGUGAACUGCGGUCCAUCUAAAAUAGGUUACGUAUAUAUAUACACAUGCAAUUUCGAUAAAGCAUUUUUGGACACAUUAUACCAGAAGUGGUCAGGGUCAUGUGUGUAUUAUGUGAAUGUAAGUGUGUCGGCGAAUGCAUCAAAUGACUGAAGGGUUGACUAGGAAUUUAAUAUCAUGAUUAUAAAUCUGUGACACAUCUUGACUGAGUUGCUCAGGCAGGUUGUGUGUGGUCUGCAGAAAAAAAUAAAUGUGUACUGCAUGUGCAAA